AUGGAAUACAGCAUUGAUCCAGCUCUUGGUCCCCUCAACGAUACCAACAUUCAAGCCACAAACAAAGCAAGUCAUCCCCUUGAAGUAGAUUCCGACACCGAAAAGCGACCAAAGAAAAAAAACAAAAAGACCAAAAAAGCACCAACAAUCGAAUCCACUCUACCACCGAAGAAGAACAUACCAACGGCUAAGAAUGAUGCACUACCGGCAAAGAAGAAAUUAAUACCGGCUAAGAAGAACCCACAACCGGCACUGAGGAAUGGCGCAUCACUAGCAAGCACAAACGCGACUGCCAAGAAGAUGGUGUCAAGCGAGGGAGGGGAUGUUCCGGCUGAGAAGAUUUGUCCGAUCAAGCAAAGCCAACCGGAAAAGAAGAACGCACCUGCCGAGAUUCAAGUAGAAAAAAUUACGCCUAAAAACAAAAAGAAGAACGUCUCGAAGGAGGCUGCGACUAGCGAAUCCGAUACAAAACCGUCUCGAGCCAAAGCUUAUCAAGAGGACGAGGAUGUGCAAUUAUGCAAGUCAUGGCUUGAGGUUUCCCAAGACCCUCUGAACUCAACUAACCAGGCCGCAAAUACCUUUUGGAACCGCAUCGCUGAUCACUUCCAGGCGGCCAUGAAGGAUAAGAGUCGAACAUCAGUCAGCAUUAAAAGCCGCUGGCAGCUUCUUCAACGCCGAAUCAAUAAGUUUUGCGGCUGUAUUCAACAGGUCGAGCAAGCAAAUCAAAGCGGAACUAACGUCGAAGAUCGACUGAGCAGUGCUCUAAAGCUGUACUUAGCUCUCUCCGAAUCGAGUUUUACGCACCUUCGAUGUUACAAUAUCCUCUGCCACGCUCAAAAAUGGAAGGACCACUGUGUCAAGCUUGAAAAGAAACCUGUCGAACAUUGUUCGACCCCGUCCGUUGACAAUACAACCAAUCAAUCUCUCUCCUCCGAUGCUCCUGCUAUGGACGAAAACAGUGAUGCUUCGACCAUUCAAUCCGGCAGGACGGCACGACCGAUUGGAAACAAAAAGGCCAAAGAAUUUGCCCUCAAGGCCCGAGAGGACAAGAAGUUCAAAGAUGACAUCAUUGCUGUGCAUAAAGAACUUGCACAGCAGACUCAAGUGCAGAACAAUAUUCUAUCUGAACAACGCGAUUCGAUCUCAAUGUUGGCUGACGAGGCUGUAAUGAAGGCCGAUCUAUCAUCGGUUAGCGAGACUAGUCGACCAUAUUACGAAUGGCAGCAGAAAAAAGUGCUGGAUAAAAUGAAACGAGAACAAGAAGAGUACGAAAAGAAAGAAACCGAUCGAAAAAAACGAGAAGAGGAGGCAAAGAAGAAAGAAAUCGAGGAGGCAGCCAAGAAGAAAGAGAAAGAGGAGGAGGAGAAAAAGAAGAAGGACGAAGAAAUUAGAAAAAAAUCAGCCGUAAUAAUCUUAUUAGACGACCAUGAUGAAGAAGAGUAUGACGAUGACAACGAUGACGAAGGGGAAGAGGAGGAGGACGAGGAUGAGGAAGAAGAGGAGGAGGAGGAAGAGGAGGAGGAGUAG
Molecule: messenger RNA, 1527 nt
Organism: Puccinia graminis f. sp. tritici CRL 75-36-700-3
Lineage: Eukaryota; Fungi; Basidiomycota; Pucciniomycetes; Pucciniales; Pucciniaceae
Exons: 2
Coding region: 1-1527 (508 amino acids)
Source: RefSeq, a predicted model, not a curated record